Megalops cyprinoides (Indo-Pacific tarpon) is the source of this 1062-nucleotide messenger RNA. RefSeq names its product IQ motif containing K (gene iqck). Gene Ontology annotation, molecular function: protein binding. The transcript is spliced from 9 exons. Lineage: Eukaryota; Metazoa; Chordata; Actinopteri; Elopiformes; Megalopidae. The record is from RefSeq and is a predicted model, not a curated record. Bases 1 to 1062 code for a protein of 353 amino acids.
AUGGCUCGUGUCAUCGGGAACAAAAAAUCUUUAUGGCAACAGAUAUGUGAAGAACACGAGUCGGAGCAGCCCAGACCACCCGGAGAUGACUGGACAGACUGCAGCUCCGUUAGCACUCGGGUGUCGCAGUACAGCGCAAGUAAACACACGCCAGUCUUCUAUGGGCUCAUGACUGCAAAGAUGACAGUGGACGAUAACCCGCUCAGGGACGUGGACCCCCUGCUGUGUCACCCUGCGCUGGCCGGGUACGCUGUGCUGGAGAAACCCGCAUCCUCUCGGCACCGUCGAUCUCACUGUAGACCCUUCAGCCCGACGCCCCCACUGCACACCUCCUCCGUCACUCAGUUCCUGGAGAAGAAAGUGUUUCCAGUGCUGCUCCCUGGACUGGAGGCCAUGCUGAGGGAGGCCCAGGGACACAAGUGCCUGGAGAGGAGGAGAACCAGGUUCAACCCCUGUGAUUUCCUGACAGAGUGGUUGUACAAUCAGAACCCUCGCAGGGUAGGCCAGCAGCCCGCGGUGGACUUUGAAGAGAUCCCCUUUGUCCAGGAUUGGCUGAGCAAGCACCCCCGGCCUCCCAUCCCCCUGUCCUUGAUGCUGUCGGACGAGGAGGCGGCGGUUCUGAUCCAGUCCUUCUGGCGCGGCUACAAGGUGCGGGCCCGUGCAGACGUGCAGGAGCUGCGUCAGUGGCAGAGGGAGCUGCGUGAGGAGAGCCGUGACAUCACCAGGACGGUGCAGGAGUUCUGGGCCCGGCAGGAGAGCAGAGUGGGGCAGGAGAUGGAGGACCUUGACGAGCCGACGCAGCCCAACAGCUCGGGGGUGUCCAUCCUGGUGCUGUCCCCCACCCCGCAGAGCACCAUCGUCCUGUCCCCGACCGCGCAGCUGACCGCCGAGAGCCUGGAGGCCCUCACCCCCUCCGCCCAGGGCGUCGACCCCCUGGGCCACACCCUGCACAGCACCGAGUCCCUGCCUCUGCCCGAUGAGAACUUAGCUGCCAUCUCCCCCUCCUUACAGAGCGCGGCCAUACUGUCCCGAAACGCUGCUCCAGGCACGGGGAGUGUGUGA